Messenger RNA from Fusarium vanettenii 77-13-4, 936 nucleotides. RefSeq lists its product as uncharacterized. The transcript is spliced from 3 exons. Gene Ontology annotation, molecular function: transmembrane transporter activity. Gene Ontology annotation, biological process: transmembrane transport. The record is from RefSeq and is a predicted model, not a curated record. Lineage: Eukaryota; Fungi; Ascomycota; Sordariomycetes; Hypocreales; Nectriaceae. Bases 1 to 936 code for a protein of 311 amino acids.
AUGAGACUCCAGACUGUGUCUGCGGGUGCGAUAGCUGGUCUGGUCUCUCGCUUCGUCGUCGCUCCCCUCGACGUCGUCAAGAUCCGCCUCCAACUUCAACCUUUCUCCCUCUCCGAUCCCCUCGCACCUUUGCGCGAAGCUCCCGCAUACCGAGGAGCGUUUGCGACUCUACAACACAUCCUCAAGCAUGAAGGAAUCACAGGCCUGUGGAAGGGAAACGUCCCUGCCGAAUUGCUAUACGUAUGUUACGGCGCAGUUCAGUUCACAACCUAUCGCUCGACGACCGUCUUUCUCCAAACCGCAUUCCCGACACGCCUACCCGAUGCCGCCGAGAGCUUUAUCGCCGGUGCCGCUUCCGGUGCUGCUGCAACCGGUGUUACAUAUCCCCUCGACUUGUUGAGAACACGGUUCGCGGCUCAAGGACGUCAUCGCAUUUACCGGUCGUUGAGAAGCGCUAUCUGGGAUAUUCAACGUGACGAGGGUUGGAGGGGGUUCUUUCGGGGCAUUGGACCUGGCCUCGGCCAGAUUGUGCCUUUCAUGGGCCUCUUUUUCGUCUCAUACGAAUCUCUAAGGACCUCCUUAGAAGGCUUGCAUAUGCCUUGGGGUAGCGGAGAUGCUACCGCGGGUAUGAUGGCUAGUAUUCUAGCCAAGACGGCCGUGUUCCCCCUCGACCUGGUGCGGAAACGUAUCCAAGUCCAGGGUCCAUCUCGAAAUCGAUACGUGUAUGAGAACAUACCGGAAUAUUCAACUGCGCGGGGAGCGAUUCGAUCUAUCCUGCGAACCGAGGGCUUUCGCGGUCUUUACAAGGGCCUGCCUAUCAGCCUCAUCAAGGCGGCGCCGGCGAGCGCUGUCACUCUUUGGACUUAUGAGCAGACGAUGCAAUUCAUGCUUGGUUGGAAUUCAGGCGCCGAAGCGGUCAUUCGGGAAGAAUUAUAG